Gadus macrocephalus (Pacific cod) is the source of this 1245-nucleotide messenger RNA. RefSeq lists its product as uncharacterized. The record is from RefSeq and is a predicted model, not a curated record. Lineage: Eukaryota; Metazoa; Chordata; Actinopteri; Gadiformes; Gadidae. The transcript has 2 exons. Bases 1 to 789 code for a protein of 262 amino acids.
AUGGCUGGAUCUCAAGACGGCAGAGACCUUUGGAAAGGUCAGCUGGUCAUCACGUUCGGGAAGUACGCCGGUCAGACCUUCAGGUGGCUUGUGGAGAAUGAUGUCGGCUGGCUGGUGUGGCUGCUGUUCCAGUACUGCCAGCAGGGAGAGCAGAACGAGCUGCUGAAGUGGCAGAAGGAGCGACUGCUCCGCCAGACCGGCCUCAGGUCCAGUACCGGCACAUCCAUCACGAGGCUGGAAAGAGACGUGGUGAGAAGCGGAGAUUAUUUGUUGAUGAGCCUGGGACUCCCGCGAACCGGCCCGUUCAGCCCACUGGGUUUGUCGUCCUCCACCCGGCUGAAGCCUGCUGCGCCCACCCCCAUUCUGCCGAGGCUUCCUGCGUCCACCCACCUCCAGCCGAGGCCACCUGCUGCGUUGACCUACGGCCCGCCCCCUGUGUCGGCAGCACCCAUACUGCUGGUCCUCCCCGCACAGCCACAGGCCCCCUCCGUCCUGUUUCGUGGGCCAUCCUGCAGCCAGAGCUUUGUCCCUCCUGCACCAACAGUGAAGACAUUCAUGCCUAACAAGUCCUCAAGGCCAUGUGGGGCUUGCCACGUGCCAGACUGUGGUGGACAGCGGAAGAGGUACACCCCUUCCAAGGACAAAGUGGCUGGAAGCAUGCAGAAAAUGUUUUCCUACUGUCCACCCACUAGGAUGUCCACUACCCCUGGCUUUUACAAUGUGGUGUAUGACAACUUUGAACACUUUAAGAGUGUCGUGGAUGCGGAGUUGGAAAGGAGGACUGUGUAAAUACCUGGAAAUGCGUGUGUGUGUGUGUGAAUAACUUACCUCUGUGAUGCCACUGUUCCUGUGCCAUCUGUAAGAGAGAGAAAGAGGCUUGUUUGUGUGUGUUUGUCUUUGUGUGUGUUUUUUAAAGUGCUUCAGCAAGCACUAUCUAUUUUUUUAUAUCGUUAAAAAAAAGGCACUUUGCAGUUUUACUUGAAGUUCUUUUGUUCGUUUUUUAUUUAUUAUUAUUUAUAUUGCUGUUAAAAUUAACUUUGUAGUAUCCAUUCUGCUCUAUGUUCAAUAUCGAGGCCAAUCUUUUAAACCAUAAUCAGUUCCAAUCUAACACAAUCAGUUUACAUACCCUUUAGUGGUUGUUCAUGUUCAGAUAAUCUGUGUUUUUGUCAUGCAUGUUGUUUGUCUUUGUCAGCUUCAUGUCUUUGUGAUGUUUGUAUGUAUUUGUCUGCUUCAGUUUUAACAAAA